AUGUCAAUCGACCAAACGUCACCGACAUUGGAUGAAGAAAAGCCCUGUGGCCGAGCUCAAAGCCUCUUCUCUCUGGCUGAGACCUUGGAGCUGAAGAGGCGGGACAUGGCCGUGUCACUCCACUCCCAGACAGGCCUCUCAUUGGAGAAGGCGGACAUGGAGGUAGAGCUGAGCAUCGCUCAGCUCUGUGAUUGGGCCGCUCGCUGUGAUAAGGAAAGGGGCGGAGUUCCGUCCGUCCCACAGUCCGGUUCGGCUCUGUCCAUCCCCGAGGCUCUAGGAGUGGUGGGUGUGGUUCUCCCUGACUCCUCCCCCCUCCUCUCUAUGGUCUCCCUGCUGGCAGCUGCUGUUGCCAUGGGCAAUGCUGUUAUCAUGGUGCCCAGUCCAAAGUACCCCCUGCCUGCUCUAGAGUUCAUCCAGGUUCUCCAGUCCUCAGAUCUUCCAGGAGGCGUGGUCAGCAUUAUAACUGGUGGCAGAGAUCAGCUGACCCAGGCUCUAGCCAAUCACAGUGUCAUCAAGGCCAUAUGGUACUGGGGAGUAUGGAGGGUUGCCAGUUCCUACAGCACACGUGUGCCAGCCCUCUGAAGAGCCUGUGGCUUCACUGCCAGGAGAAGGAUGGAGGGAGAGACUGGGCCCAGCCUCAUGCCUCACUCCAGGAAGAGAUGUGGAGACAGGCCGUCCAGUGGAAGAGUGUCUGGAUCCCCACUGCUUAGAGAGGGGGGAGGAAGAGGGAGGGAAAGAGACAGAUGGGAGACAGAGUGAGAGAUUAAGUAUAUUAAAACAAUAACAUUUAUUUGAAGUGAAGGGGGCGGGGGUGGGGGGGUUGUAAGGGUCAUUCUUAGUCGCGUUCUGGGAAUGAUUUUAUGUAACGCACUUGACUAUGAAACCUUCUAGGCUGUUCCAGUGGUUUCCUCCCAUCAGAGGACUGUAUGCUGACGACUCUGUGGUAAAUAACACCAGAUACAUAGAGAGAUGUUAUAACUUGUAUGGAUCACUGACUUCUACCUCUAGUGCUCCUAUGCCUGGUCUGAUGCUUUAAUAGCACUGGCGGUGAUGCAUUCUCUACAGGAAGCCAGCUUUAGUCAGCCAACAAUGCCUUCAUAAUUUUGCCUUACUGUAUGUUAUCAAUAAGGGAUUGAGGAAGGGGAUAAAAAGUUGAUUUCUGCCCCCCAUGAGAAGUUAAUACAGCUGUACCGAUUAUUAGUACCGUAUUAUGUUAAACUGUAGUAGUGUUCAUAAUCUCAAAAGUAGACAUUCCUUUUGUGGGGAUCUUCAAUCGUGCCAGAUAGGCCAGGCCUACUGUGUCAGCAUGAGUAUUCUUCACGUUUUAGUCUUAUUUUUUUUAAUGUCCAAUUAGACAUUUUGAAAUAUAUAUGAUUUAAAAAGAUUCUAAAUAAUGUACCUCUGAUGUUCAAAAGCCCUAAUAAAAAGAUAAUCACCUCA
Messenger RNA from Oncorhynchus tshawytscha (Chinook salmon), 1440 nucleotides. RefSeq names its product aldehyde dehydrogenase family 16 member A1-like. The transcript has 5 exons. Bases 1 to 582 code for a protein of 193 amino acids. The record is from RefSeq and is a predicted model, not a curated record. Gene Ontology annotation, molecular function: oxidoreductase activity. Lineage: Eukaryota; Metazoa; Chordata; Actinopteri; Salmoniformes; Salmonidae.